GAAGAAGAAACAAACGGGGAGCACGCUGAGCAGCACGCAGCGGCGACCAGUUUCAUUUGGGUACCGCACUUUCCUUAUUCAGACCAGAAGCAGGUUGUCAGCGUUUUAAUUUCACAAAAAUGAACGGAGUAGACCAAGAGCCAAUGGCCCCACAGACCUUUCUUUACGGUUGCGCCCUGGAGGCUGGAAAGGAAGUGGUGUUCAAUCCUGAGGACGAUGACUUUGAGCAUCAGCUGGAUCUAAGAAUGGCCUGUGUGGACGCCAGCACAAAGGAUGAACUUCACAUGGUGGAGGUUGAAGGACAAGACACAGAAGGGCAGAAAAUCAAAGCAGUUCUUGUUUCACUGAAGCCCUCUACCCUGCCAAGUGUGUGUCUUGGUGGUUUCACAAUCCAGCCCCCAGCUAUUUUCCGUCUGAAGGCUGGUUCUGGUCCAAUCCAUCUCAGUGGACAACACCUCGUCAUGAUGGAAGUUGACCCGACUUUUGAUGAGGAGGACGAUGAGGAUGAAGAAGAGGAGGAAGAAGAUGUCAAAACAUCAAAGAAGAGACCGGCUACCUCUCCUGCCGCCAAGUCUCAGAAAAAGAUGAAAAUGGAUGUUGAAGAGAUUGAUGAUGAUGAUGACGAAGAGGACGACGACGACGAUGAUGAUGACGACAUGGAGGAUGAAGAUGAAGAUGAUGAGGAGGAUGAGGAGAGCGAGGAGGAGGAGACACCUGUUAAGGCCAAGCCAACACCAUCCAAACAGAAAUCACCUGCUCAGAAUGGGAAGAGCUCUAAACCUGGUACACCAGGCAAAAAGCAGGAAAAGACCCCUAAAGGUAAAGGUGAGAAGUCGCCCAAAACUCCACCAACCCCAAAAGCAGCUCUGACAGUUUCUGAGAUGAAAACCAAGUUGAUGGAGGCAAUUAAGAAGGGAGUAACAUUACCUAAACUCCAGCUCAAGUUUGAGAACUUUGUGAAGAACAGUUAUAAAGCAGAAACCAAGGACAUCGCCGAGCUCUGGAAGUGGAGGCAGUCGUUGAAGGAUGCAAAAUAACAGUCUUUGUAGUUUUAUUGUCUCCUUUUUAUGACUUGUUCUUGCCCAUAACACCGCUCAAACCCUCUGAAGCCACACUCUGUGCCUCUCACUUGUCACAUAGUCAAAGACUUGUCCAGCUCCACCUGCCCUCCUGUAUGCUGAGACUAGAGAGAUGGUCGGUGAUGUGAGAGUGUACGGGCUCCUCCAUCAGUAAGGCAUAAAAUGAUUUGACUUGAUAAACCCCUCAAGAACUAGCUUACAAAUGUGCGUUUGUUUGUAGAUGUGUAAAUAAAGAUUCUCUCUAGAUUGUUGGCAUCCAUAUAGGGAGUUAAGCUUCCUGAGUUUUUAUAUUUACAGCAAAGUUUAAUUUGUCCUCAUGCUCAGAAAGCGUUAAAUUCAUUACACAAACUCAGAUAGACGUACAGGAUGAGCCAUAAAACACUUGAGAAACUUGCAUCCAUAUCAAACAGCCAGUACAACACAAUAUUAAUUUACCUGGAACUGUCAUGAACAUAAAGGCUUAGCACUUUCUUAAAUGUUUUGAAUGUUGAUGCUAUUGUGAGAUUCCUUUGGUUAAGUUCCCAUCGCAAUGUGUUUUCUUAGUUCUGACUGAAACAUCAGAUUUAUUAUUCUUCAUUUUAAUUUUUACCGUCCUGAACUGAUCAGUUGUGUUGUAGCAACACCUGCAACCUAUUUCUUAUAGCUGAACCGCUCUUUUCAGUGCUAUUAGUCUGUUAAACUUGACUCCAAGUGCUUAUAAUGUGAUGGAAGGAAUUUGCUUAUUUAGUUUUUUCUUUAGUUGCUUCUUAAUUUUAAAAACAUUUUAAGUAGCAAUGUUUGAAAAAAAUCUUAAUGUCCCCAAGGUAAAUAAAACAACAAACUUGUUUCUCAUUUGAUCAAAUUGAGUAAUAUGAAAUUUCUAAUAUGUUGAUGCAUGAGUAGAAGAUUCUAGCAGAAGCUCAUUCCAUGUUCUUAAUAAAUGGACAUUUGUAUGAUGUUAAACAUACUGUGGGUUUGGAGAGUGUUGCAAGAUUUAUUAAAUAAAAUUCAAAGGAA
This is a messenger RNA of Cheilinus undulatus (humphead wrasse), 2075 nucleotides long. RefSeq names its product nucleophosmin 1a (gene npm1a). The transcript has 11 exons. NCBI's taxonomy places the organism in Eukaryota, Metazoa, Chordata, Actinopteri, Labriformes, Labridae. Gene Ontology annotation, molecular function: RNA binding; chromatin binding; histone binding. Bases 120 to 1037 code for a protein of 305 amino acids. The record is from RefSeq and is a predicted model, not a curated record. Gene Ontology annotation, cellular component: nucleolus; centrosome; ribonucleoprotein complex. Gene Ontology annotation, biological process: ribosomal small subunit export from nucleus; regulation of centrosome duplication; chromatin remodeling.